GAGAAUUUACAACGGUAAGGUAACGCUCAUCGCCAGUGUGUCAUCCAAUUGUGUAUUUUGGGCGUGGAGAAGCGACAAAAACAAUUUUGCUUUGAUUUUUGUUAAGAAUUUGCAAUGGGAGCCAGUAAUCGCACAACUCGUAUAGCUGUUGGAAUUUCCGCGAUAUCUUUUUUAUUGUUCCUGAUUGCUUUCGUUACACCGUACUGGCUGGUCACGGAUGGUCGUAUUGCAAAUCCACGGUUUACAAAUCUUGGACUUUGGGAAGUGUGUUUUAAUAAUUUCCAAGAUAUACAUCGAUUCUACGAUACAGUUUUCAACGGAUGCAUGUGGGUUUUUGAAGAGGAGUAUUACAUUAUCCACGAUUUCUUACUGCCAAGUUUCUAUGUUGCUGUACAAGUUUUUGCUACAUUAUGCUUCGUACUGUGCCUUUUUGCAUUGCCACUAACAUUAGGAUUUUUGCGGACUUCCCGCGACGAUGAUCGUUAUGUGGGCUUGCUACUAUCCAUUGGUACCUGCCAAGUGCUUGCUUCUAUAUUCGGUUUUAUGGCAGUAGUAAUAUUCGGUGCAAAAGGAGACUCUCGUGAUUGGAUGCCAGGUUGGCAGAAUAAUGAUAUGGGUUGGUCAUUUGCUCUAGCUGUAGUUGGUGGUGUUAUGUUGCUACCUGCAGGCAUAUUAUAUAUUGUUGAAGCACGCCGUGAACGUUAUCGUCAUUUAAACGAAAUUAGUAACCGAGAGAUAACUGAAUAUGAAUCAGAAAGAAAUGAUGACUUUUAUCAACAACAAGCGCAGCAAUAUUUUGCACCCGAGCCAUCUAGACCUAGACGCCCACCACCAGGACAAAGUACUUCCGCUGCAGCCGCAGCAGCUGCUGCUCUGCCAGCUGGUGGUAUUCAAACAGAUAUCUGAACAAAUAAGCAGAUAUUGAAAUUGAACAAGCACAAAAAGACAAAUCUACAAAAGAGCAUAUCGAAUAUUUUUUAUCUCAAAUAUCCGUCCAUUUUUAGGGUACAAAGAAAAAUGAUAGCAUCAUAGCAUUUCAUGAAUUAUUUGUUUUUAGUUAUUAAUUAAAGUACUGUCAAUUAAAAAAAAUCUUUGUCGAGAGCUUUUAUCAGUAUGUAAUAUGUUAGUGUUUUAUAUUUUAAAUUCGAUAUAUACGAUAAACCUUUUAAUUUGUAGAAUGAUGUAUUCGUAAAUUAUGAUGUCUUUUAUGUAUAAUUUUUACAUAAGAAUAAUACAUUUUUUACAGAAAAUUUAUAUUUACACU
This is a messenger RNA of Ceratitis capitata (Mediterranean fruit fly), 1264 nucleotides long. It is a transcript of the gene kune, whose product is annotated as epithelial membrane protein 3. The transcript has 2 exons. The record is from RefSeq and is a predicted model, not a curated record. Gene Ontology annotation, biological process: septate junction assembly; regulation of tube size, open tracheal system. Gene Ontology annotation, cellular component: septate junction; membrane. The coding region runs from base 115 to 906 and encodes 263 amino acids. NCBI's taxonomy places the organism in Eukaryota, Metazoa, Arthropoda, Insecta, Diptera, Tephritidae.